AUGAACGUAGUAUUUGGUUUUUUGUUCGUUUGUUUGGCUGCAGUCAGCCGUGCUGAGGAUUCCUAUAUUGUCGGUGGAUCUGAUGCUUUAGAUGGAGCCCAUCCUUAUAUAGUGUCUCUGAGACGAAAUAAUCGUCAUUUUUGUGGAGGAUCCAUUAUUUCAAAACAUUAUAUUCUCACCGCGGGUCACUGUAUUACAGUACUUGAAGAUCCAAUAAAUCUCGAAAACGUAACAGUUCACGCUGGCACGAAUCGUUUAAGUGAAUACGGUUAUGUUUACAUUCCUGAAGCAGUAAUUGUCCAUCCUGAUUUUAAACGUUCCCUGAUACACAACGAUAUUGGUUUGAUCCGCCUAAAAACAGACAUACAAUAUAAUAAAUUAGUGCAACCAAUCUCUCUCGCAAAGACGAAUUCCAUUUUGGUUGGCGAUCCUUGCUUCUUAAUAGGGUGGGGAACAACCAAGUUUUUAGGCAAACUUUCUGAUAAACUUCAAAUAGUUAAUCAGCAAAUUUACUCACAAUCAAAAUGCAACAAUGUAUUUUGGAAUUUGCAAUCCAGUCAUAUCUGCGCAUUUUCACAAUCUGGACAAGGAGCGUGUCAUGGUGAUUCCGGUAGUCCGCUAGUCGCCAAUGGCAUUCAAAUUGGCUUUGCCUCAUUUGUUCGACCAUGCGCUAAAGGAUUUCCGGACGUGUACACUAGAAUAUUCUCUUUUACGAAUUGGCUCGCCCAAUACAUCAUGCUUAUAGCUAUGAAUGCUAUCGUUGGUCUUAUAAUCGCGUGUCUGGUGCUCACCACUCACGGUUUGCUAGAUCCGCUAAUCGUUGGUGGUAAUGACGCUCUGGAUGGCGCAUAUCCUUAUCAAGUGUCAUUGAGAAAUGAUCCAUUAAAUUCUUCGUCUCAUUUUUGUGGUGGAGCCAUUAUAAGUAAAUAUUACAUUAUUACAACUGCCUAUUGUAUUGAUAGUUUUGUCGAGAAUCCUUAUCAAGUUUAUGUCGUCGUUGGAAGCAAUUACCUUAACGCAACUGAUGUGGACGUUUAUCAAGCGGUAGACUUGAUAGUACAUGCUGGUUUCAAUAUCUUGCUACGUGUUCACGAUAUUGGUUUAAUUCGAGUAAAGAACAGUAUCACAUUUAACGCUAACGUUCAACCAAUUGCUUUGUCAACUACCAAUCGCAAUUUCGAUGAUUAUCCUCUCUUAUUCACUGGCUGGGGAGAUCUCUGGUCGGGCAGUCCAGUUCCUAAUCGUUUACAAGAAAUUAUAGUAAAAGGAUAUUCCCAGGAGUUAUGUAGCAGAUAUCCACACGUCAAAGAGACUCACAUAUGUAUCUUCACAAUGGAGAACGAAGGAUCUUGCCACGGUGAUGCUGGUAGUCCACUCGUUGCUGAUAGCAUUUUAGUUGGUCUCAUAUCAUAUAGUUACGGCCCAUGCGGUACAGGUGCUCCCGAUGUAUCUACCAGAAUAUUUUCCUAUCGAUCAUGGAUUAAAUACUACACAGAAAUUUGAUGUACUGUAAUAGAUCUGUAUACCAUCAAAUAUCAUUCUGAAAUUUUUUUACAAUUACAACAUUUAUUGUUUUAAAACAGCAAGUAUCAACGACUAGCAAUUUUUGUUUAAUAAAUCAUUAUACGAAGAUACUACAUAA
Cyphomyrmex costatus is the source of this 1642-nucleotide messenger RNA. RefSeq names its product serine protease 53-like. Gene Ontology annotation, molecular function: serine-type endopeptidase activity. Bases 1 to 1503 code for a protein of 500 amino acids. The transcript has 10 exons. Gene Ontology annotation, biological process: proteolysis. The record is from RefSeq and is a predicted model, not a curated record. Lineage: Eukaryota; Metazoa; Arthropoda; Insecta; Hymenoptera; Formicidae.